Rosa chinensis is the source of this 5606-nucleotide messenger RNA. Its product is annotated as disease resistance protein RPV1. Gene Ontology annotation, biological process: defense response; signal transduction. The record is from RefSeq and is a predicted model, not a curated record. Lineage: Eukaryota; Viridiplantae; Streptophyta; Magnoliopsida; Rosales; Rosaceae. Gene Ontology annotation, molecular function: ADP binding. The transcript has 12 exons. The coding region runs from base 328 to 4005 and encodes 1225 amino acids.
GUUUCGCUUCAUCUUACACGAAAAACUCUGUGCACCUACUGAGACCCUUGUCCUCUUCUGCCCCCAUCUUCAUUUCACCACCAAUCAAACAACAAUGUGUUGCUGCUUUUUCCACUUUACCUUUUCUUCUCCUCCAUUUCUUGGUAGUUUCGUUUCAUCUUACACGCCCUUGACUUCACAUUGACGUUGAUGGAAGCUACCAGGAAACUGUGAUCACGCAGCGUACCUAUUUUUGAGCUGUGCUCCUUUUCUUUUCCUCUUCCUCUUGUGCUCCUUCUUCAUUCCAUCAGCGAGCUGAGCGUGAAAUCAAACAACAACUCAGGUUCAAUGGCCACCCAAUUGAGAGCUUCUUCCUCAUUCUCUUCUGUUCCUUUUUCCACCCGUUCAUGCACACACGAUGUGUUUCUGAGUUUCAGAGGCGAGGAUACUCGCUACGGUUUCACAGGUCAUUUGCACAGGUCUUUGGUUCAAAGGGGAAUCAACACCUUCAUAGAUGAUGAUGAUCUUCCAAGAGGAGAAGAAAUAUCAGAAGCACUUCUCCAAGCAAUUAAAGAAUCAAAGCUGUCUCUCGUGGUGUUCUCCGAAAACUAUGCAGCCUCAAAGUGGUGUUUAAAUGAACUGGUUCAUAUCCUUGAAUGUAAAAAAUCGAAGAACCAAAUGGUUCGGCCAAUCUUUUACAAGGUAAAUCCCUCCGAUGUUAGACACCAAAGAGGUAAAUUUGGUGAGGCACUUGCAGAGCAUGAACGCGGACUCGAAGGUGAAAUGGACAAGGUGAAAAGUUGGAGAGCAGCUCUUUCAGAAGCAGCAAAUUUGUCUGGGUGGCCUUUCUCGCAGGGGCAUCAAUAUGAAUAUGAAUUUAUUGAUAAAAUUGUUGAAGAGGUUUCUGCACAAGUAAAAGAACCUACCUAUUUGGAUGUGGCAAAGUAUCCAGUUGGGAUACACUCUCGGGUACAAGAAAUGCUUGAAAUGUUGGAUGUUGGGGGAAGUGAUGUACGCAUGGUAGGGAUAUGGGGAACUGGUGGAAUAGGGAAGACAACAAUUGCUAAAGCUGUUUACAAUACAGUUGUCCAUAAGUUUGAAUUUCACUGCUUUUUGGCAAAGGUUAGAAAAGAGUCAGAGCAACAUGGAGGUUUAGUCAACCUACAAAACAUCAUUGUUUCAAAGAUUCUAGGGGGCAAAGAACUGAAAGUAAUCAAUGUUGAUGAAGGAAUCAAUUUGUUGCGGGAAAGGUUGAGAUAUAAAAGGAUUCUUUUAGUUCUUGAUGAUGUGAAUGAAUUGGAACAGUUAGACGCAUUAGCGGGAGCACCAGAUUGGUUUGGUCGUGGCAGCAGAAUUAUCAUAACAACAAGAGAUAAGCGUUUGUUGACUGUUCACGAAGUCAAUCCUAUAUACAAGGCCAGGAAACUAGAUCAUCACGAAGGUUGUGAGCUCUUUAGGUUAAAUGCCUUAAAGAAAAAAGGAAAUCAUGAUGACAAUGAGAAACUCUGGAUUAACACCAUUGUUAGAUAUGCUCAUGGCCUUCCGUUAGCCCUAGUAGUUUUGGGUUCACAUCUAUGUGGUAGACCUAUACAUGAAUGGCAUGCUAUGUUAGAUGGUUAUAAAAGAAAUCUUCCCAAAGACAUUCGAGAUAUUCUCAAAGUCAGUUAUGAUGGAUUGGAAGAAAUAGUGAAAAAAGUUUUCCUCGACAUUGCUUGUUUCUUCAAUGGUUGGAAUACAAAAAAUGUGAUACAAAUAUUAGAAGGUUGCGACCGCAACAACCCCAAGCAUAGUAUUGAAGUUCUUGAAGAAAAGGCGCUCAUAAAUGUUGAUGAAUAUGGUCGUAUUUGCAUGCAUGAUUUGCUAGAUGAGAUGGGAAAAUAUAUAGGUCAGCAAGAAUCUACAGAGCCAGGUAAGCGAAGCAGAUUGUGGCAUCACAAGGAUGUGCAGGAGGUUCUAACAGAAAACACGGGCACAAGUAAAAUUGAAGGCAUGAUGGUAAAGAUGCCCAAAGAAGAUGAGAUACGCCUGAGUCCUAAAUGCUUCAAAGAGAUGAAAAAUCUUAAAAUCUUUAUAAACAUCAAUGGACAGUUUUGUGGAAAGGUUGAUUAUUAUCCGAAUCAGUUGCGGUUAUUUGAUUGGUCUAGCUGUCCGCUACAAUCUUUGCCCUCCGAUUUUAAUAUGAAGAAUCUGGUUCAACUUAAUAUGUCUUGCAGCCGCAUCUCACGUUUUGGAGAAGGAUCCAAGAGUAUGGAAAAUCUGAAAUCCUUAAAUUUGAGGGGAUGUGGAUUCCUAGUACAAAGCCCAGACCUGUCUGGAAGUCCAAACUUAGAGUUUCUGGAUCUAAGUUGGUGUACAAGUUUAAAGAAGAUCCAUCCUUCGAUAGGAUCCCUCCAAAAGCUUGGUAAACUGUAUCUAGAGUGUUGCUCUAACCUUGUGACGCUUCCUCAAAAAGUCAACUGGAGAUCCCUCAAAUCCUUAAAUAUGAGAAAAUGUGAACUCGCACAAAGCCCAGACCUCUCUGGAAGCCCAAACCUAGAGAAACUGAAUCUAAGCUUUUGUACAAGUUUAGUGGAGGUUCACCCUUCAGUUGGAUCCCUUAAAAAGCUUGUUCGCCUUAAUCUUCAAAGAUGCUCUAACCUUGUGAGGCUACCAGGAGAAGUCAACUGGAGAUCCCUCCGAUCCAUUAAUCUCGACUACUGCACAAGGCUGGAGAGUUUUCCUGAAAUUGUGGAAGAGAUGAAAUACAUGACAUCCUUGUGUCUGUACAACACUGGCAUCAAAGCAUUGCCUUCAUCCAUUGGAUAUCUAAUUAACCUUGAACUGUUGAAUCUAAGGUCUUGUGGAAACCUCACAGAUCUACCUUGCAGCAUCUAUGAAUUGCAAAAUCUAGAGGAGGUUGUUUUGUCCAGAUGCCCAAAAUUCAUAACAUUCCCAAAUAAGGUAGAGUCUGAAGUGCUUCCAACUUACUCAAAGGUUUCACGUGACAACCGUGACUCUUCAUCGGAGCCAGAGCCAGAUACUGAAUUCAAUUUGGCGCUUCCUUGUUUAGAUCGAUUCCAUGCGGAUGGAUUAUCUAAUAUUGAUUUCCUCGCGUCCCUUGAUUGUGCAUCCACUUUAUAUUACCUUGAUUUAUCAGGAAGCCCCAUUGUUAUUCUUCCCGAAUGCAUCAUCAACAAAUUUGUCGACUUGAUGAAACUCAAUUUGAGCGGCUGCAGGAGGCUCGUAGAAAUUCCAGAGCUUCCACCGAGUAUUAAAAUGUUGGAUGUGGUGGAUUGCGUAUCAUUGGAAAGAAUUUCGAAGUUGUCAAACAUUUUGGAGCGUAAAGAAUCACAAAUAAUGAUUAAGGUGAUGGACUUGACUAAUUGCUGGAGACUCUGUCAAAAUUUGGUUGAGAUGGCAAACAAGGAUGAUGAUGAGGGGGACGCUGAUCUCUUCUCUCGACUCCUAUCUUCUCAGCAAUCCAAAUUCACAAUUAAAUUUCCAGUUCCAAGAAGCGAGGUUCCAAAGUGGUUCAGCUGUCUAAUGGAUUUCAAGGGGUAUCGACAGUUUGAAUUUUGUGUUGAAACACUUGCAAAUUUCAAAUGGGACAACACAGGAUUGGCUCUCUGUGUUGCUGUUGAUCAAAACCUGCACAAUCCUUGGACUGAAUUUGAGGUCUGUAUUCACAUCAAUGAAGUAAGUGUUUGCAGUAUGUGUGGCUGCAGACAGUGGGUUCAUUCAAGAGAGUGGGAUCAUGUGUGGCUGCAGUAUGUUCCCUUCCUUGAAAUGUGGCGAUUUGGUUAUAUGCGUCCAUCGCCCCCUUUUACGUGUCGAGUCAUUAUUUAUACUUCGGUUUCGUCCUUCAAAAUCUGUGGGGUCCACCUUGUAAUGCCUCCCGAUGAAGACGUUUGUAUGAAGCUAAUCCGUGCAGAGAACAUCACCAGUGAACUUUCUGAUGAUGAACUUGAAAAGAGGACUGACUGCAAAGAAUUAUAUACUGAUGCACAACUGGAGAGAAAAGAUGUAAUUAUUACUGAUGCAGCAUAACAUUGUCUACGGACCAGUGUGAUGAAUACAGCCUACGGUGCCCGAGCUCGUUGCGCCUCCGCCGGAGUUUCAAGUCAGAUCAGGCCACUAAUGUAAGGAAGCUGUUGCAUCACUAAUGGUUACUGCAGCUAGAUUUUUUGAUUUACCAGAGUUCUGUGACAUUAGGCCACUAUUUCAAGAGAGUUAAGUGAACUCUGGAUUAUUAUGUGGAUCAAAAGUUUGCUGAGAACAUAGCUUCAAAGUGUCCCACAUUGGAGAAGAAGGUUUGGUUGACAUAGCAUUGGAGUUUUCAAUAAAGUGGGACUCCAAGGCCUUUGAAAAAAAUGUCUAAACCUCCUGCAUUUAUACGGGUCUUGGCCUACUGUGUUGCUGCAAUAACACCUGUAUCAGAUAUUCACAUACAAUACAAAGUCCUGGGAUGUCAAAGUUUGGUGAAUUUCUUAUUUGGGAAAAAAGUAUUGCUCUUUCGAAUUAUAAGGCAGUUGCAAUUUCGCAGGGCAAGCCAUCAAAUUUUGUAGAGCUCUCCAUCCCUAGGGACUUUCCAAAUGAUUGGGCUCCAACACAUGAUAGCUGAAGGCCUGGCAAGGUCUGGAUCAAAAGAAGCAAAGUUAGUGCGAGAAGACAUUGCUGUAAGGUGGAUCAGAACCAAUUAUAAAGCCUACAAGAAAACAGGUGUCAUGCAUGAAAAAUAUGACCGGAAGAGUGGAGAAUUUUGGAGGUGAUGGUGAAUAUGUACCCCAGGUUAACUAUGAAGAGCUCAACACUAUAUGCCAUGGUCUCCACAUUCAUGUGAUACCAUUCUUUAGGUUUUAUAGAGGCGCAGAAGGACGAGCAUGUAGCUUCGGCUGCACCAUUGCCGCUAAAUUCAAAGAUGGAUUAGCUAAAUAUGGGACUGAGGGUUGAAGUCUUGGCCCGCAAAGGGGAUUACCUGAGUCUGUGAUAUUACACUUGACUGAGAUAGGUGCAAGAUCUUCUUCACCAUCAAUUGGAUUCGUUGAUGGUGAAGAAGAUGCAUUAGCUAAUUGGAUUUGUUGUUUUACUGGUCAAGAAAUUCAAAGAUGCAUUAGCUAAAUAUGGGAUUGAGGGUUGAGGUGGGUGGGCGGGGAGAUGAUUUGGUCGUGUAAAACAUAGAUUUGUCUGGUGUUUGGAGCAAUGUGAUCCAUAACCAUGAGGGCUUGCUCUCUACGGGCGUGUCCAUCCUUCUCUGGUUGCAAUUUGCUUCUCCCAUCUUUGGUGGUUCUGCUUCCCUUUUCGUGGGCUACAUGGUAGUCAACACCCAGGAGAUGAUUGAGAAGGGCACACCUUGGUAAUCUGGACUACGUGAAGCUUUCCCUAACCCUUUUCACUGAUUUCAUUGCUGUUUUAUUCGCACACUCAUAGCCAGACAGAAAAACCCACCUAGGGAUUUGCAACCUCUGCCGCCACAGCCACAACUAGCUUCAAAUCAUGGUCAUGCUCAACCCGAUAAGCAUCCAUUCUCUAUAAGACUAUUACAAGAUUAGAUGUAUCGCCUGGAAGUGUCUCUCGUUACAAAAAAGUAGAACAAGAACAAGGCUGGGAAAGUGUUCUUUUACUGCAUCAGGCCACAGUUUGUGACGGCU